Molecule: messenger RNA, 1369 nt
Organism: Phycomyces blakesleeanus NRRL 1555(-)
Lineage: Eukaryota; Fungi; Mucoromycota; Mucoromycetes; Mucorales; Phycomycetaceae
Exons: 4
Coding region: 1-1236 (411 amino acids)
Source: RefSeq, a predicted model, not a curated record
AUGGCGAAAACAACAUCAUUUGGAAAACAUCUUCGGUCAGACUUCUUCUUUGAGGAAGACUACACUCCACUCAAUCAUGGCUCUUUUGGCUGCUAUCCUCGGUCUUUAUUACCUGUCCUCCAUGAAUAUCAAAUGAAAGCCGAGCAACACCCAGAUCGUUGGUUGCGUCGCGACAUGUUUCCGGUCUUAGAUAAAAACAGAGAGAUACUGGCCAAACUGAUCAAUUGCGACGCAAAAGAUAUUGUAUUUGUAACCAAUGCCUCAAAUGCUGUCAACAGUAUCCUGAGAAGUCUUCCUUUUGAAGAAGGAGAUAAGAUAUUAUGUUUCAACACAGCCUACAACGCAGUAGCAAAAACAACUGACUACAUUAAAGAUUCACGUAAAGUGGAAUUGGUAAAAGUAGAACUUAACUAUCCACUUAGUGACUCCCAAGUCGUACAAGUCAUCAAAGAAACUAUUACCAAGCAAGCCAACCCGGAACGUUUUCGACUUUGUGUUAUGGACGGAAUUAGCUCUGUUCCUGGUGUCGUUUUUCCUUUUGAAAAAGUGGUAAAACUCUUGAAAGAAUAUAAAAUCCUGUCCUUGGUGGAUGGUGCCCAUUGUAUUGGUCAAAUUCCUCUGAACAUUCGUCAUGCGGAUCCCGAUUUCUUCCUUAGCAAUUGUCACAAGUGGCUCUUUGCACCCAGAGGAUGUGCCGUUUUGUACGUCGCUGAGCGACUUCAACGAAUUAUUCAUCCGGUUAUCAUCAACGCAGACUAUCAGGAUCACAGUGAUCCUGCUGACACAACUUCUACCUUUCAACGUGAAUUUGGAUGGCCCGGCACAUGCGAUUUUAGUCCAUACAUGUGUAUUGAGAAGGCACUCGAAUACCGUGCGUCUAUUGGUGGAGAAGAAGCAAUAAUGAGUUACUGCAACAACUUGGCCAAUCGUGGAGGUGAAUUGGUUGCCAAGAUCCUUGGUACUAGUGUGAUGGAGAACUCAGAAGGCUCAUUAACAGCAGCAAUGGUUAAUGUCAAAUUGCCUCUCUAUAAUCCCCGUCUUGAAGCCAAAGACAUCCCGGAUUACUUUAUUAAUACUCUAAUUUACGAGUACAAGUGUAUGGCAGCUGCUUAUUUCCACAAUGGGAGCUGGUGGAUACGCUUGAGCGCACAGGUAUACAAUGAUUUGGAUGACUUCGAAGUGGUGGGAAAGGCUCUUUUGAAAGUAUGCACAUCAUUGGAGAAGAACAAGUUGUAAACAGUUUAACUUAUGUUUUUGAAUAACUUACACUCACUGUAAGUAAUUGAUAAUUUUAAUUGUUAUUUUAAUUUUAAUUGUAAUUGUAAUAAUAUCAAGACAUAUAUUCUAUUGCGUCUUGAGUUGUAAUGCG